UUGGAGCAGCUGUGCGCUCGCGCUUAGGACUGCAGCUGUCAUUGAUCUUUUGAACAGAACAGAACAGAACACAGGUAAAUAUGAUGUGCGAGGUGAUGCCCACGAUCAGCGAGGACACUGCGUUGAGCCAGCGUGGCUCCCAGAGCAGCGCCUCCGACCCGGACUCGCACUUCGAGCAGCUGAUGGUGAACAUGCUGGACGAGAGGGACCGUCUGCUGGACACCCUGAGAGAGACACAAGAGAGCCUCGCCCUCGCCCAAGAACACCUGCAGGACGUCAUCUAUGACCGAGACUCACUGCAGCGUCAGCUCAGCUCUGCACUGCCACAGGAGUUUGCCGCCCUGACAAAGGAGCUGAACGCCUGCAGAGAACAGCUGCUGGAGAAAGAGGAGGAGAUUUCAGAGCUGAAGGCUGAGAGGAACAAUACCAGACUGCUGUUGGAACAUUUGGAGUGUUUGGUGUCACGGCACGAGCGUUCCCUGCGCAUGACGGUGGUGAAGCGACAGGCUCAGUCUCCUUCAGGAGUGUCCAGUGAGGUGGAGGUUCUUAAAGCCCUCAAGUCCCUGUUUGAGCAUCACAAAGCAUUGGAUGAGAAGGUACGAGAGAGAUUGCGGGUAUCACUUGAGAGGGUUUCUGCCUUGGAGGAGGAGUUAACUGCAGCCAAUCAGGAGAUUGUAGCUUUGAGAGAACAGAAUGCCCACAUCCAGAGGAAAGUGGCAUCAGGAGAGGGGGGUGAAGACUUGCUGGAGGGCACCGAUGCCCAGAAAGUGCAUGGCAAGAGGUUGUCUAAUGGGUCGAUGGAGUCGUGUGAUGAGGCCAGUCAGGUGGUAGAGCUGCAAGAAUUACUGGAGAAGCAGAACUAUGAGCUGGCACAGAUGAAGGAGCGCAUGUCCUCACUGUCCUCACGUGUGUCUGAGGUGGAGCAGGAGCUGGAGACGGCACGCAAAGACCUCAUCAAGAGUGAAGACAUGAACAACAAGUACAAUAGAGAUAUUAAAGAGGCGAUGUGUCAAAAAGAAGACAUGGAGGAACGGAUCGUUACUCUUGAAAAGCGUUAUCUCAGUGUGCAGAGAGAGUCCACGUCGCUACACGACAUCACAGACAAGCUGGAAAACGAACUGGCCAAUAAGGAGGCGUUCCUAAGACAGAUGGAGGACAAGAACAGGCAGUUACAGGAGCGCUUGGAGUUGGCGGAACAGAAGCUCCAGCAGACUAUGAGGAAAGCCGAGACACUGCCUGAAGUAGAGGCUGAACUAGCGCAGAGGAUAGCAGCUCUCACUAAGGCGGAGGAGCGGCACGGGAGUAUCGAGGAACGUAUGAGACAUUUAGAAGGACAAUUGGAGGAGAAGAACCAGGAACUGCUCAGGGCUCGACAGAGAGAAAAGAUGAAUGAAGAGCACAACAAGCGUCUGUCAGACACAGUUGAUAGACUUCUAACCGAGUCAAAUGAACGAUUGCAACUUCAUCUGAAAGAAAGGAUGGCCGCACUUGAGGAGAAGAAUAUCUUAAUACAAGACUCUGAUAGCUACAGGAAGCAGUUGGAAGAUUCCAUUCAAGAAAAGUCUCAUCUAUCGGAGGAGAUGGACAAAAUGAGAUCUGAACUGGAUCAGUACCGGCUGAGGGCUGGAUCCCUUACAGAGCCCACACUGUCACGGUCUCAUCUGGACGCAUCUGGAGAUUUGCGUUUCUCUCUGGGUUCUCUAGCCGAGAUGCAGUCGGAUCACUACCGCUCCACCAAGGUGAUCCACAGGCCCAGGAGAGGACGCAUGGGACUACAUAUUGAGGAACAGAAGGCCAAGUCUCUGGGCGAACAUGAAUGGCGCUCUCAGCAGCUUGGCGUUCUAGGAGGACACCAGUUCGAGAGUGACACGGAGAUGUCAGAUAUCGAUGACGAUGACCGUGAGACCCUCUUCAGCUCCAUGGAUCUCCUGUCUCCUGGAGGACAUUCAGAUGCUCAGACUCUGGCUAUAAUGCUGCAAGAACAGCUGGAUGCCAUUAAUAAAGAGAUCCGGUUGAUCCAAGAAGAGAAGGAGUCGACAGAAUUGAGGGCGGAGGAAAUUGAGAACCGUGUUGCCAGCGUGAGUCUGGAGGGGCUUAACCUAGCGCGGGUGCACCAUCCUGGAGCCUCCAUCACUGCUUCGGCCACCGCUUCCUCCUUCGCCUCAUCCUCACCUCCCAGCGGACACUCCACCCCAAAACUCACCCCCCGCAGCCCUGCCCGCGACAUGGAGCGCAUGGGGGUCAUGACGCUGCCCAGUGACUUGCGGAAACACAGGAGAAAGAUCGCAGCAGUGGACGAGGACGGCCGAGAGGACAAGGCCACCAUUAAAUGUGAGACAUCUCCACCUCCCACACCUCGCCAAGUCCGCAUGACACACACCCUCCCCGCCUCCUCGCACAACGACGCACGGCUGACUGCAUUAGAGAUAGAGGCCAGUGCUCUGAGCAGUGUAGCCAGCAGUCAGGACUCCCUCCACAAGCAGCCAAAGAAAAAAGGCAUCAAGUCCUCCAUCGGCAGACUGUUUGGGAAGAAGGAGAAGGCCAGACUGGGACAGCUGGGAAAAGAGCUGGUGGGACCAGGACAAGGGAAUGUAUAUGAUCCUGAGCUUCUGGGUCAGGAUAUUGCAGUGGGAAAGCUGGGAACACAGGCGGAGAAAGAUCGCAGACUAAAAAAGAAGCACGAGUUGUUGGAGGAAGCCAGAAGAAAGGGGUUACCCUUUGCUCAUUGGGACGGUCCUACUGUUGUUGUGUGGUUGGAGCUGUGGCUGGGCAUGCCAGCAUGGUAUGUGGCAGCAUGUCGUGCCAAUGUGAAAAGCGGUGCUAUUAUGUCGGCCCUGUCGGACACUGAGAUCCAGAGAGAGAUCGGCAUCAGUAACCCGCUGCACCGCCUCAAACUACGCCUGGCCAUACAGGAGAUGGUCUCACUCACCAGCCCCUCAGCACCCCCUACAUCUAGAACACCGUCAGGUAAUGUGUGGUUAACCCAUGAGGAAAUGGAGACCCUUGCUGCCCCCUCCAAAACGAAGUCAGAGUCAGAAGAGGGGAGUUGGUCACAGACUCUGGCAUACGGCGAUAUGAACCACGAAUGGAUUGGGAACGAGUGGCUGCCCAGUCUAGGUCUACCUCAGUACCGCAGCUACUUCAUGGAGUGUUUGGUGGAUGCACGCAUGCUGGACCAUCUCACCAAGAAAGACCUCAGAGUGCAUUUAAAAAUGGUGGACAGCUUCCACAGAACCAGCCUGCAGUACGGCAUCAUGUGUUUGAAGAAGCUCAACUAUGACAGGAAAGAGUUGGAGAGACGCAGAGAGAGCAGCCAACAUGAGAUCAGAGAUGUGCUAGUGUGGACCAAUGAGCGUGUGAUUAGAUGGGUUCAAAACAUCGGUCUCCGUGAUUACUCCAACAUCCUGUUGGAGAGCGGCGUGCACGGGGCGCUCAUCGCACUCGAUGACAACUUUGACUACAGCAGUCUGGCCCUGCUGCUGCAGAUCCCCAACCAAAACACUCAGGCGAGACAAAUUCUGGAACGAGAAUACAAUAACUUGCUGGCACUGGGAACAGAAAGACGAUUAGAUGAGUGUGAUGAGAAAGACUUUAGAGGGCCAUCGUGGAGGAGGCAGUUUCCUCCGCGGGACUUUCACGGGAUCAGCAUAAUGCCCGGCUCGGCCGAGACCCUGCCUGCGGGCUUCCGUCUCACUGCCACCUCUGCACACUCACGCAGACUGCCACCCGAGGUCCUGUAUGAGGUGAUGGAUGACAGUCCUGACGACAUGUAUUUGGACUGGUUUCAAGUCGGGCCAUCAGCGUUACAGCGUUUGGACAGUUCCACUGUGAGGACAUACUCUUGCUGAGAGAAGACAGACUAUAAGCCAUGUAUUAUAGUCGUAAUUUGAAGUUGGGCCUGAAUGAAGAAUGCUGUCGAGUCACACUGCCAAGAGAAACCCCAGAGGAUGGGGCGAGGAGGGGUAAUGGUGUGCCAGCCCCACACUCCCUCCUCUGCACUGAACAAGCCAAGGCCACAACCCAGGCACCCCCCACAGGUGCUAACACACUCUCACCCUUUCUACUUCAGCUUACAUACUGUGUAUUCUACGGGGGAUGUGUAGGUUCAGCUGUAAAUGAAUAUAAAUAAAGCUGUUUUUUUUAUGAUAUAUAUAUAUAGAUAUAUAUACACACGUCUGUAUAAAAAGAUGAAGAAAAAAUACGAGAACAUAUUCAGAGCAGAUUAUGUCCCUUAACGUCAUGGUUUAAAAUUAUGCUGCUCUUUGAACUUUUAGCCUAGAUCUGAGAGAUGUUUUUGUACAUGCUGUUUGUUCAUGUGUUUUGAGGCCUGUUGUGGUCUGGUUGUUGAAAGCCCCUCCCCCUCAUUCAGAUGUUACUUCCUGCUGUCGGACAAUGAGAGCUGUACUUACCCGUCAUGUCCUACCAGUUGCAUCACUCAUCAUGGAGCUCAAACCUACCAAGGUGUGAAAGAUUUUAAAGUCUACAUGAAACGGCAUUUGCAACCCAUUUAUGUUCCACAGUAGAAACGUAGAGCGUAAUGUGAUUUUAUCCAUCAGGAAUUGGAUCAUAAAAUGUUGCCGAUCCAUACUAGAAUCAAGCUAGAUGCGAAUACCCAUUUGAAGUGGAUUGUAGAGGACUGCAUGACUCCUGAAACUCUGAGCACCCACUUUUUAGGGACAUGGAGAUGUAUCCACAGUAGUAUCCCAAUGGAAACACUGCUUUACUUAUGUUAACGAUAAAUGGCAUUCAGUUAGAAAAGGUACAUGAAC
Molecule: messenger RNA, 4769 nt
Organism: Xyrauchen texanus (razorback sucker)
Lineage: Eukaryota; Metazoa; Chordata; Actinopteri; Cypriniformes; Catostomidae
Gene: ppfia2
Product: PTPRF interacting protein alpha 2
Exons: 32
Coding region: 81-3848 (1255 amino acids)
Biological process (GO): synapse organization
Cellular component (GO): presynaptic active zone
Molecular function (GO): protein binding
Source: RefSeq, a predicted model, not a curated record